Messenger RNA from Triticum turgidum subsp. durum (durum wheat), 369 nucleotides. Lineage: Eukaryota; Viridiplantae; Streptophyta; Magnoliopsida; Poales; Poaceae. The record is from the annotation of a GenBank genome assembly.
AUGAAGCUGUUCGCGUUCGUGAGGCGCGCUCGCCGAACAUCGUCAGCGGCGAUGACACCGGAGCCGGUUCCGGUGGCGCUGGAGAACGCGACGGCGCCUGUGUCCGUUGCGGAGAAGCGGCGGCGGAGGCCCUCGUCGGGAUCGUCGUCGUGGAAGCCGACGCUGGUCGCCAUCUCCGAGGACGCUGCGGUGGCCGCCGCCAAGGCCGACGCCGGAAAGGCCAAGGGCAAGGCGAAAGGGAAGCCGGCGGCGGCCAAGGCCAAGGCGAGGGCGUCGCCUCGCGCGCUCCGGCCUGACUACGACGACUUCCGGCGCUUCGGGGCGCCCACGGUGCUGCCGGCGUUCGCGCCCACGGCGUUCCUCUUCUGA